Messenger RNA from Chelmon rostratus (copperband butterflyfish), 2775 nucleotides. RefSeq names its product adaptor related protein complex 5 subunit zeta 1 (gene ap5z1). Bases 54 to 2504 code for a protein of 816 amino acids. The transcript is spliced from 18 exons. Lineage: Eukaryota; Metazoa; Chordata; Actinopteri; Chaetodontiformes; Chaetodontidae. Gene Ontology annotation, cellular component: AP-5 adaptor complex. The record is from RefSeq and is a predicted model, not a curated record.
UUUACCUUCCGCUGCCGACAGGAGUGGCAGAGGAAUGUUCGACUCUUGUCAAAAUGUACUCUCACGGUUCCGAUAGUUUAAUUAAGCAAGCAAGGGAGAUCCAGGAGUCUGAGUUGCAGAAGUUUUACAGCAGACUGGUCAAGCUGCUCCAGGGGAAGGAGCUCGGUCAUGAGACUGUCGACUCCCUGCAGAGGCUGCACCUCAUCCUCUCUGCCACCAAGUACACCAGGACGUUGCCUCCAGAGCUUCAGAAGAGGGUUGUAUCGCUCCUGUCCUCACCUGCAGAGCAGUUUCAGGUACUGAGCUCGGCUGUGCUCAGGGAGACACUGCCCCUCUCUGGUCAGGAAGUGAAUUACAACCAGGAGAACAUCAGUCAACUGAACAGCCAUGCUGCUGCCCUGCUGCUCUCACAGGCUGGAUCAAGGGAUGACCUGUCGUCUCUCUGCGCUCAGCUCCUUCGCAGUCUGGAAAGCCGACAAUCAGAAGGGCCGGCCCACUCGCUCACAUACACUUUGCCCAUCCUCAACACCAUCCUCACACACAACCCAGAGUGCCUCACUGAAGAUCAUGUGACCCUUCUGAGUAAGAAGCUUGUCGAUUGGCUGCGAUAUGCUAGCAUCACUCAAGGAGGUGGUGUUUCCUCAGGAGGAUUCUUCGCAGGACCCAGGUCACGUCAGCCAGCGCCCAUAGCAGAGCUGGAUGGCACGGUGUCAGGGGAUUUCUUCACUGUGCUGUGUGUGGGCCAGGGCUUCACUGACGACCAGUGGAUGAACGUCUAUUCCUUUUCCAUGCUUCGCCACUGGCUUCUCACCUACCACUCUGUAUCCAACGGCAGCACCACAGCUGACGCUGCAAACAGGUUACAGCUCAGCCUCUCUCACUCCUUUUCUAAUGAUGACCGCUCGGAGGUGGACGGGUCAGUGGUUUCUAUGGUUUCCGCAACCUCCUCCUCCAGCCGAUUGCUGCCUCCAAAGGAGCGUCUGAGAGAGAAGGCGUUCCAGUACUGCCAACGCCUCAUCGAGCAGAGCGAUCGCAAGGCAAGCAAACGGACAGAUACAGACCUGCAGAAAGCGUGUCUGGUGGAGGCGGUGUGUAUCCUGGACUGCGUGUGUGUGGAGGACGCCUCGCUGGUAUACCGAGCGUUCCCGUGCAUCAAGGCGCUCUUUGGUCGGCUCAGCUCAGACCUGUCUUUUGCCAGAGUGCUGCUGCCCAUUGCACAGUUCUACCUCAACCAUGGCGAGAUGGCUGCAGUGGAUUGUGAGAGUGUGUGGAAGCUGGUGUUUGGUCGAUUCCCUGCGGAGUUGUUCAACGACCACUUCCUGGCACAUGAGCUUCUACGCUUCCUCCGCCUGAACCUCGAGAACCUGCAGCUCCGGGUCCCACAGUACACCCACUGCUUUCCAAACCUGCUAAAGUUGUUGGCUUGGGACAGCCCUGCGGUGGUGGAUGACUUUGUGGAUCUGCUGCCCUCGCUGGUGACAGCUGGAACUGCAGUGGAGCUUCUCCACACUCUGCUGGACCUGCCCUGUCUCUCUGCCACGCUCGUCUUGCAACUCAGGUCAACUUGCUUGCCCAUCUCUGAGCCAGGUGGGCGUGGCCUCCUGUCUCUUGAUGCAUUUCGUAGCCCCUCUUUCCGAGGGCUUUUCCUCUUCCUGCUUCGAGGGGAAGCCGGCGCAGGUGACACAAUGGACCGACUGAGCACGCUCCACGAGCUGCUUGCAGAGGCUGCUGAUUGGCCGAGAGUUGUUCAGUGUGCCCAGACUGUCCCCGUGCUUUUGCACAUUUUUUUCAACACAGUCAUCACGGUCUCUGAUGAGAAGCUUUUAGCCCACUUGAUUCUGGUGAUGCUGGAGAGAAGCAGCCUCCUCCUCAACAUCCCUAAAUACAUCAAAGAGAUACACAGGGUGUUCAGCUGCCACCUGCUAAAGUUGUGCAAGCUCCAGCCCUCUCUGGUGGUGGACCAGUCUCACGAGCUGCUAGAGUUCGCCGGAGCCACGGCCAACGUCUACAGCAAAGAGGAAAUCUACACGCAUGUGGUGUGGGUGCUGGGAGAGUACCUGUCUGUGUCAUGUGACUCCCGCUGCUCUGUGAGACUCAUCACUUCCUGUUUUGAGGCUUUGGAGGCGGUGCUGUUUGAGAUCACUUCAUCUGCCCCGUCACCUGGAACGGCGUGCCCUGCCCCCAGAGUCAUCGCCACACUAAUGAGCGCUCUGGCUAAGCUGGCAUCACGAUCACAUGACCUCAUACCCAGGGUGUCUCUGUUCCUCUCCAAGCUAAGAACGGUAGCCAGAGGAGGGUCAGUUGCCUGGUGCUCCGAUGAAGAGGACCUUGUUGCCAUAGUAACACGAGGUGAGGAGCUGUGGUCGCUACUAAAGGCCCCCGGUGUGGCCCAGAGCGUCCUGACCCCACCUCCACAUGUCAUGACACCCCAGUGGCACCGCGACACCAACCUGGCCAUGCCACUGCAACUGCGGGCCCUCACCAACCUCACACUCUCACAAUGAUACACACACGCACACACACACACACACACACCGCACUUUAAGAUGUGUAAAGAAAAAUAUUUCACUCAUGAAAUCCUCAUAAUUGUCUUUUGAUUUUUGCACAUUAUUUUUGUAAAUAAAUGAAAUUAUGUGAUUGAAACUUGAUUUGAUGGAGGAUUUUUUGCAUCCACAAAAUACACAGAUCCCUCUCGGUUUAAAGUAGUUUCUCUUCUUUAAUACAGCGAAAAUAAAAUUUUACAAAAUAGAUCAUCUGAUUUUUAAAAAAGGACAG